This is a messenger RNA of Prorocentrum cordatum, 318 nucleotides long. The record is from the annotation of a GenBank genome assembly. Lineage: Eukaryota; Dinophyceae; Prorocentrales; Prorocentraceae.
AUGCUGGCGUUCUGCAGGCAGUACCUUGGCCACUACUGCAUCGUCCUGGGGGGAUUCGCGUGCACCGUUACGUUCUUGAGCGGCGGGGCCGACUCCACAAGGUGGCUGCUGGAGCGGCCCGCCGCGCGACCUCUUCCUCUGCUGGCGCCGCGGGCCGCCGCCGCGGGCGGCGCGGGCGGCGCGGGCGGCGCGGGCGGCGGGUGCGACGGCACGGGGCAGAGCACCACGGCGAAGGCCGUGAGGUUCCGGCUCUACAUGUGCAACAUAAACUUCGCGUUUCGCGUGCAGCUCUACGGCCCCCUGAUCAGCAGCUUGACG